AUGUUCGGGAUAGCGGCCCCUGGAGUGUUGAAGGCAGAGAGUGUUGGAGAUCUUGGGACGAUGAUGGAAAUGCCGUCUCGCAAGCUAAUUGGUCCAGCACAUUUGGGUGACUCUGCAGGUCACUGGAAAAUGGACUCAGUGCGAAUAAGCAGACCGAAUGUGAAAAAGGAUGAUUGGAGGAACUUUUUAAGCCUUGUGGAGCGAGUUCUGUUGAUAAAUGAGACAUAUGAGGUGAAAUCGCAGCCUGACUUCCUCUCCUUCAAAUUGGACGCAGUGCAUCCGGUGCGGCUUCAGGAGUGUCAAAACUUCAUUGUCCCUAACGCCAACUGUCCGUCCAGAGGCAGCAUGCACAUCAAAUGCCGAUUCACCUCCCGACUUUUCUACGCCCAGCUCAUUCAACUUCGACCACUGGAUUGGGGAAAAUUCCAGAUAAAAUUGGAGAAUAGGGAGAGGAUUUCCUAUCACUACAUAGAGGGCUACUUUGAAGGUGCCAUGGCGAGCUGUUGCCAGGCCACCAUGAAAGGAGAGCCCCUCAUCUUCCCCUACAUCUCCAAGGUCAGCGUCGACCAGGUUUCCAGAUGCACAAUGACUCAGGAUUCGAAUCUUCGACUACCAGGUAGCAUCGAACCAAAUGGUCUUAAAAACUACCUUCGUGGUCUUCUGAACUCCUACUUCAAGAUUUAUCUAACGGAGCACUUAUAUGAACCGCCUUGUUAA
Rodentolepis nana is the source of this 717-nucleotide messenger RNA. The record is from the annotation of a GenBank genome assembly. NCBI's taxonomy places the organism in Eukaryota, Metazoa, Platyhelminthes, Cestoda, Cyclophyllidea, Hymenolepididae.